ACAAGCUAUAAAUAGUUCUGUGCUAAUCCAUCAGAGAUAUUCCAUUGCCUGGACUACUUGUCUUCCUUUUAGGAAGCGAGGACCAAGUAAGUAUGAAGUUCUUCAUUUUUACCUGCCUUUUGGCCGUUGCCCUUGCAAAGCAUAAGAUGGAACAUGUCUCCUCCAGUGAGGAACCUAUCAAUAUCUUCCAGGAAAUAUAUAAGCAGGAAAAGAAUAUGGCCAUUCAUCCCAGAAAGGAGAAACUUUGCACCACAUCCUGUGAGGAAGUUGUAAGGAACGCAAAUGAAGAGGAAUAUUCUAUCAGAUCAUCUAGUGAGGAAAUUAAGAUUACUGUGGACGAUAAGCACUACCAGAAAGCCCUGAAUGAAAUCAAUCAGUUUUAUCAGAAGUUCCCCCAGUAUCUCCAGUAUCCGUAUCAAGGUCCAAUUGUUUUGAACCCAUGGGAUCAGGUUAAGAGAAAUGCUGGCGCCUUUACUCCCACCGUGAACAGAGAGCAGCUCUCCACCAGUGAGGAAAAUUCAAAGAAGACCAUUGAUAUGGAAUCAACAGAAGUAUUCACUAAGAAAACUAAACUGACUGAAGAAGAAAAGAAUCGCCUAAAUUUUCUGAAAAAAAUCAGCCAGUAUUACCAGAAAUUUGCCUGGCCCCAGUAUCUCAAGACUGUUGAUCAGCAUCAGAAAGCUAUGAAGCCAUGGACUCAACCUAAGACAAAUGCUAUUCCCUAUGUGAGGUACCUUUAAGAUUCUUGAAUUAACUGCUUCUACCUGGUUAUGGUUGGACUGGAAAAUCUAUCUUCUACAGUUUCAGAUCUACCACUUUACUUCAUACAAGCAGCAUGUUUGGGGUGGUGCAUCAAUAAGACAAAUCGCAGAGUAUUUGCUGAAUUAUUUAUACUCUCCCGGUUAGUUUAUAUUGAAUAUACUGGGUUUAUAUGGUGGUUUCAUACAAACUUAGCUGAUGAUUAUUUAAAAUCCUUUCCCUAAUCUUUCUGAGUUAUAGAAAUAUUUUUCUUUCCCUUUGGAAAUAAAAUGUCAAGUGCA
Molecule: messenger RNA, 1040 nt
Organism: Capra hircus (goat)
Lineage: Eukaryota; Metazoa; Chordata; Mammalia; Artiodactyla; Bovidae
Gene: CSN1S2
Product: as2-casein
Exons: 17
Coding region: 93-740 (215 amino acids)
Cellular component (GO): extracellular region
Molecular function (GO): protein homodimerization activity; zymogen binding
Source: RefSeq, a predicted model, not a curated record